AUGCCAGGCCAGCAAAACCGCAACGAGGAGAUGACUCGGCAGCAGGCGAGAUACGAGGCUCUGGCGAACAAGGGCCUCUCACUGCAGCUCGGGGGCACCGAGACGCACAAGCGCCUGGACCAGCGGAAGAAGGAGCUGAAGGAGAAGCAGCGGCAUGCGAAGAUCAACGAGUCCAAGCAGCUGGCAGUGUCAGAUGUGGAGGGCGUCGCCAAGCGCCGCCGCGCUGCGGACAUCUUGUCAGAGCUGCACAAGCGAACGCUCUUUGCGGAGCUGGCGCGGAACCGAGAGUCCCAGGAGCACGAGGUCAAGGCCUUGGCUGCGCGGCUGGUGAUAGAGGAGGCGAAGGCAAGCCCCAAGUCGUUUGAGGAGGAAGCCCAUAUGGAGAAGGCCACAUCCCUCAAGGUUGCGCGUGUCGCCCCUCGUGUAUCUAUGGCUGUUGGCCCUUCCCUCACAGAGAGGAAGCCAGAGAUCUUGCGCGUCACGGUGCACAGAGCCAAGAACCUGCGUGCGGCGGACGCCAAUGGCAUGUCAGAUCCCUUUUGCGCGGUGGAGCUGAUGGGGAAGCCGGGCACCAGGUGUCACACGCAGGUGCUGCGCCGGACCAUGAGCCCGGAGUGGGAAGAGACCUUCCAGAUGCGGAACUUUCUCGAGAGUGACGAUUUGCAGCUUCAAGUCUUCGACUACGAUUUCGACAAGAACGAUUGUUUGGGCAGUGUCGUCAUAAAAGGCAGCCACAUCGUGGAAUGCGGCUAUUUGGAGGAAGAACUCCACCUGGAAGAUCCUGUGAUGGCUCGUCGGCCAGGGCGCAGAAGUCAGGUUGCCAAGGGAUCGCUCUCCGUGACGGUGGCCUUGUGCAACAUGGACGGCCAGGCCAUCCGACGUCAAGACUCCUUCACCAAGAAGAUGCGGAUGUCCUUCAGCAAUCGAAUGCAAUCGGUCCGUAUGGUGGGGCUCUUAGCUUUGCUCGGCAUUCGGCGAUCGUAUGCUGCUGGUGGCCUUGUGGAGUGCGCGGCGUGGCACAAUGCCGCCACAGGUCGGCCCGACUACCCCAAGGCGAACUUCGUUGCUCCCGCGUGGUAUGUCUUCCCGCACGGGGUGCCUGCGCCUGGUCCGGGAGUUCCCAUGCCACAUGGCAUGCCAAUGGCCACGAUGCCAGCGCCCUGCGGCCCCUGUGGGCCCGCUGGCUGCGGGCAAUACGGGCUCGCGGGCUCGGUGUCUGCACCCUGCGGGCAAGCGCCGUGCGGGGCCGGUAUGAUGAUGCGCCAACAACCGCGGCUCGGCAGAGGUGGCGACAGGAUGCCCACCAAGGAGGAAGACGCGACAUGGCUUUGUUUCAACUUGCAGCCACUGGAGCAGAAGUAUUGGCCCAAUGGCGACGCUUGGAGCCGAAUCGCGGAAGGGGAGUUGAGGCAAGAGAGGUGGCUGGUGCCGGGGACUCGGCGCAAGCCCACCGACCAGACUGGGGGAGGGGCGCGAAUGGAGUGGAAGGGCUGGUUGGGGCUGCUAAGGUGUGAAUUGAAGUACGGCGUUUACCGCCGUGUAAGAGGCUCACAGCUGCAGGCUGAGGAGAUCACAGGUGGAAAUCUGAACUACGCCUUUGUAGUGCGGGAUGACCAGGGACGCUGCGUUUUUGUGAAGCAGGCCCCAGACUUUAUCAAGGUCAUCGGCCCGGAGGCGAAGCUCACGCGCCAGCGGAUGCGCUUGGAGGUGGAGGUCUUUCAAGAGUGGGCCCGGGGUGCUGAGAUUGCCAGAUACCUCCCCCGGAUUUGGAAGUUCGACGAAGAUGCCAUGGCCUUCAUCAUGGACUUCCUUGGUUCCCACCAGCUGCUGCAAAAAAGCCUCUUUGAGGGCCAAGCAGAGGCUGGGCUGAGUGGCGCGCUGGGCAAGUGCAUGGCGCUCAUGCAUGCAAGGACGCAUUGCAGCAAGCUGGAGCCGCUGGAAAGCAAGCGGUUGGCGGAGAAGUACGAGAACCGUUUGCUGCGGGACAUCCAGUUGGAGUACGUCUUCUCCAAGUGCUACCGUGAGGACGCCCGUGCCACAGCGCUCCGCAACGAUGAGGCGUUCAUGAAAGAGGUCGAUGAGAUGAAGGGCAUCUACAACGGCCGGGACCGGCAGAACUUUGCUCUCUGCCAUGGGGAUCUGCAUGCAGGCAGCAUCAUGGUGGAUAGUGCCUCCGCCAGCGUGAAGAUCAUUGACCCCGAGUUCGCGGUCUUUGGACCGCCUGGUCUGGAUGUAGGAUCUUUGAUGUCCACCUACGUCAUGGCCUAUUGCUUCCACAAAGCACAGGGCAACAGCUGCAGCUGUGACAUGGUGAGGGCAGCGGAGGCGAUUUGGUCCGCCUACGCGGCCGACAUGCAGGCCGCGGGCAUCGCAGCUGACUUGAUACAGUGCAUCGAGCAGGAGGCGCUGGGGUUUCUGGGCUGCGAGGUGGUGCGCACCGCGCUGGGCCUUGCCUUCGAGCGGUCCUUGCGCCUGGAGGAUCCAGAGCUGAAGGCGCUGGCAGAAGAGAAGGCCAUGUGGCUGGGUGUUCACUGCAUCCGCCAUCGCGGUCAGGGUAUGAAGACGCUGAAGACUGCCGCUUUAGCUGGCUUCGAUGCAGCGAUCGAGGUGCGGAAGUGUGACGGACUGAGUUAG
Messenger RNA from Effrenium voratum, 2634 nucleotides. The record is from the annotation of a GenBank genome assembly. NCBI's taxonomy places the organism in Eukaryota, Dinophyceae, Suessiales, Symbiodiniaceae.